AUGACGCCUGCCGAUGAAGCGCUUCACUUUCGUGGAAAGACUUUGACUCCGGAAAGCCCUCGACCGCUGCAUAUCCCGGAGCCAGCCAACAUUCCCGUACUGGAGAAUCAAAUGGACCCCGUCUUCAACGAUACUUCAACCUACGAACGUUCGGUGUAUAACCAGGGACAGAUACAUGAUGGGUGGCACGAGAAUCUAAAUGGAGGAGGACCGCGUCAGAACCAGGACGCAGGUAGUUAUCAUGGGCAAGAUCGUGCGACGCAGAAUGAUAUGACUAUUGCUGCGACAUACUACCCUCCUACUUCUGGAACCGAGGGCUCUGGCAAUGCAGGAUACUCUCUCUCUGAUCCUUCUUACGCCCAUGUGGUGCCGGUUGCUCCGGUAUCCCAAGGCUUCGCCACCGGCGAAGUAGACAGUACCACCCAGCUGCCGAAUCGCCUAGAUGCCGAGAAGGAAGACGAAGGCCCUAAUACGGGAGUCAAUUUCCAGAAUCUCCUCGACAAUCUCUCCAAGCCCAACUCCGGUGCAGCCGCCCCCAGCACCGGGGCCCUGCCUCUAGCUGAAAACUCGUCUUUCCAUCAAGCACCCACGGACGAACCCCUCCUAACCCAGGGCAUCCCUGCCCAAACUACCCAUUACCCUGUCCCAAAUCCUCAGUUUGCCCCCAAUGGUGAGGUGAACCCCGACCCGCCUGCCCAUGAGGCCAAUGCAGCGCCCGCCUAUCCAGCCCAACCCAGUAACCCUCCCCAGAACCAGUCCCAGCCCUACUCUAUUGCCCCUGGCACGGCCUCGUCCGUCAAAAAUUUGCCUCCACCCCCUAUUGCCAGCUUCCAGACUCCCUCUACCGUGCCAGAGUCGCAGGGAUCCUCGCAAGACCCUGCGCUGGCCCCGAAGAAAGGCCGCGUUGAUAAGCAGGGUCGGCCAAUCAAAGGCAUCGAUGAUGAUGCCCCUUGGGGCCCCGAGGUCCAAAAGAAAUACGACGAGUUCCUACACGAUGAGCGUAUUUACGUGACGGAAGGUCUCUGGGACCGGUUUCCCAUGGGAUCGAGGUUGUUUGUUGGCAACCUUCCUACCGAGCGAGUCACCAAGCGGGAUAUGUUCCAUAUCUUCCAUAAAUACGGCAAACUGGCACAGAUAUCGAUCAAACAGGCUUAUGGAUUUAUACAAUUUUUGGAGGCUCCCUCUUGCCAUGCGGCGCUUGAAGUCGAGCAAGGGGCGAUCGUGCGGGGCCGAAAGAUACAUCUCGAAAUCUCCAAGCCUCAAAGAUCUACUCGUCCUGCUCCAGUGCCAGAGUCUUCCCGAGCACCGCCGGCGCGUCGCUCGCGGUCACCGGAGUUCAGCCGUGCUCCCGCACGACCUACCAAUCGGGUCCCUGGCGAUCGAUACGACCGGCCCUAUGAGCCAAGUCGAUUGCCUUUCAGCGAUUUCCGGGAUGAGCCCUCUCACCGCCGGCGCGAUGAUCGUCGUCCGCCGCGAUCACCCUCCCCUAGGCCUUUCCGGACUAGAGAUGGAUAUCGGUCGCGAGAUAGAACCCCAGAAAGGUUUGAGCGACGAAGACGUUCUCGAUCUCCACGUUCCCCUCGGUCUCCCUAUUCCAGAGAUCGGCGCUAUCGCAGUCUGAGCCCUAGGGCGCGUGGUAUCUAUGAAGGCGAAGCAGAUUUGCCUGUGCCUCGACGAGUUCCUCGUGAUGUACCAGAAGUGCAGAUCCUCGUGCUUGAAGAACUCGACAGAAACUUUGUUCUUCAUGUCGAAAAUGCCUUCCGCAAUCGUGGGUUACGAGUAGACGUACUGGUUCUCGGUCCUCGGAUUCCCCUUGGCGCAGCAGUUCAUCGCCAGUUCAUCGAAGGUGUUCUUGCAGUUGUUCGCCUUUCGCGUCCCAAUCAAAUCUCCAGGAAGAUUCCUCUGCAGUUGUUUGAUCGGACCGCCGGGUUGGACAACGUUCGAUUCCUCGAUUAUCCCGAGCUGGAACCUAAUUUGUCCGCUGAACUUCUGAGCCAUCAGGCUCAAGCCAUGCAACGAGGAGCUGCACCGGCCGCAUUUGCACCAAAUCCCGCCUUUGGUAUCCCCGCAGUGCCGCCCAUGGCAAUUCCUCAGCCAGGUCUACCUGCGCUCUCUAACCCUCCCAACAUUGCAAACCUCAUUGGCUCUCUGGAUGGCCCUAGCCUUUCGUCUCUCUUGUCGGCACUCCAGCGACCUUCACCUUCGCAGCCUGUGUCUGCUACUCAGUCACCAUUUGCCUCUCCCAACCCACCCCCUCCAGCUGAUCUCGCCAGUCUCCUGACCAAUGCGAGUCGCCCUCCACCUGUUUCUACCAACCCACAGCAACUACUUCCUCCAUUUAAUCUUCAGCCUCCGAACGCGCCUGUUGUCACGGAUCCCAACCUACUUUCUCUCCUAGCCAAGGGUUUGGGCGGACAACAGCCGCAGGGCCAGGGUCCCUCUAGUCCCCAGAUCCAGAACCUGAUGCACCAUCUGACAAAAUGGAAGCAAUGA
This is a messenger RNA of Penicillium arizonense, 2493 nucleotides long. RefSeq names its product putative RNA-binding protein (Nab3). The coding region runs from base 1 to 2493 and encodes 830 amino acids. Gene Ontology annotation, molecular function: RNA binding. The transcript is spliced from 5 exons. The record is from RefSeq and is a predicted model, not a curated record. NCBI's taxonomy places the organism in Eukaryota, Fungi, Ascomycota, Eurotiomycetes, Eurotiales, Aspergillaceae.